Messenger RNA from Lethenteron reissneri (Far Eastern brook lamprey), 3022 nucleotides. It is a transcript of the gene USP30, whose product is annotated as ubiquitin specific peptidase 30. The record is from RefSeq and is a predicted model, not a curated record. Lineage: Eukaryota; Metazoa; Chordata; Hyperoartia; Petromyzontiformes; Petromyzontidae. Gene Ontology annotation, molecular function: cysteine-type deubiquitinase activity. Gene Ontology annotation, cellular component: nucleus; cytosol. Gene Ontology annotation, biological process: protein deubiquitination.
UUUUGUGUUCCCUGCUACAGGAUGGGGGUGGGGUGGGGAGAGGUUUGGGGGCUGCUGGGACUGGCGGCAGUUGGAGUCUAUGUCCUGUGGGGUCCUUCAACUCGUGCAUCACGAAAAAAAGGUCUUGUACCGGGCCUGCGAAACAUUGGGAACGCGUGUUACCUGAACGCACUGCUGCAAGCCCUUGCCACAUGCGCGCCUCUGCACGCCUGGUUACAGGGCACCGACUCAGCCCCUGGCUCGGAGCCGGAGCACGGCACGAACAAGCGAAUGAACAAUGAGUGUCACGCUCACAGCGGUGACGCACGCACGCCGGGCCCGUGUCACAACCAGGAAGAGGUUACUCACGGCGGUGACACGGACACGCAUAGCAUUGACGCGGGUUUCAGUGGGAUUAAGGCUGACGUACACAGUAAUAACACAGAAACACACGACAUUAGCACAGACACAGCCGGUGGUAACACAGACACACGCGGCAUUAAUACUGACACGCGGCAAAUGAACACUGACACGCUUGACACUAACACAGAGACGCACGGCAUUAACACAGAGCCGCAUGGCAAUAACAUUGUGACACACGACAUUAACACAGACAAACACGGCAUUAUCACAGACACACAGCAAAUUGACACUGAGACACCCAGCAUUAAUACAGAGACGUACGGCAUUGACACGAACGCAUACAGCAUUAAUAUGGACACAAACUACACAAACACACACAGCGUUAACACAGACACCGACGACCUGCAUACGGACAGGCACAGCAAUAAUACGCACAACACAGACACCCGCGGCAUGAACAGUGACACGCGUGACACGAACACAUACAGCACUAACAGAGACACAGGCAACACGAUCACCCACAGCGUUAACGUGUACGACACAAAUAGCAAUGGCACUAACCCAGACAGCAUGAACACAGCCAUACAUGACAGGAACGCAGGCAGCAUGAAUACAGGCAUACAGAGCAUUAAAACGCAAAGCAGCAGCGAAAACACAGACGACAACAAUGCACACAGCGCUGAGUUGGACACACGCACGACGAAUGUAGACAGUAACAGCAAAGACUCGGACAGACAUAGACUCAACACAGACACACGUAAUAAUAAUGCAGACACGCAAACCAGCAGCACAGACACGCAUUGCAUUGACACACCUAACACGAGCACGGACAGUGGCGGCAUUGACACAGAAGCACACGGAAAUAAUAUUGCUACGCGUGUCAUUAGCGCAGGCACACGUAGUGCUGACACGGGCACACGCAGCAGUCAAACGGCAAGGUGCCACGCUGACACAAACAUGCACGGCGGUAAUAAAGGCAGGCACGACACCAGCACAGACGCACACCACACAAACGCACGUGCACACAGCGGCGAUACAUUUAUACGUGACGCGAACGCAGGGUCAAGUAGCCCUGGCGCAGACGCACAUACUAGCAUGGACACCGAGGACAAAAACAUAGCUGCGCAGAGCAGCGGCACAGACACACGCCACACGAACACGGACAUUCACUGCAAUUACACAGGCAGACGCCACGCUAGCGCAGGCACGCACGCCACUUACGCGCCGGCCUCGCGCUCCUUGGAGAGUGUUGCGUCUGAAGUCGGCGAGGACCCGGGCCUGGGUUCCGGCCGCUUUAUCGUUCGCCGGAGCAGCGAGUCGAGCGCUCGGGAGCGCAGGGCCCCGAGCGGUCACCUUCACGCCGCUCUGCUGGGAAUGCUGAGAGUGCUCAUGGGAGAAGGGGAUGCGGCGGAUGCCCCAGUGCAUGCUGGGCCGGUGUUGGAGGCUCUGAGAUCACAUGGUUGGGAGAUCCCGGCACAUCAGGAGCAGGACGCCCACGAGCUGUUCGCUGUUGUGAUGACGACGCUGGAGGAAGAGAGGCAGGGAAGGUCAUCGCUGGCGUUUUCCGGGCUGCAGUUGCAGAGGCUGCCUAUGCUGGAGUCAGCUGGAGUGGUCAACAGAGUGACUGGAGGUCUCCACGUUCCUCUGGCCAAGACCAGGAUGUCCCCUUUCCUCGGCCGAUUUGCGAUCACGCUGCAGUGCACGCGGUGCAAACACAAGGGUCCCGUGAGGCUUGAGAGCUUUGAAAGCGUCUCGCUCCCAAUCCCUCCCAACAUGCACGCCCCCUCGGUCCCCCUGGAACUGUGCCUGGAGAGCUUCUUCCGAUCGGAGCUCCUCACGGGAGUGAAAUGUGAUGCGUGCAGUCAGACACAUCCUUCAGGUGCCUCAAUCCAGGCCGACUUCCUCAAAAGGACUCUGCUGGCAAAGCUGCCGCAGUGCGUGUGCAUUCACCUGCACCGGCUGGCGUUCUCCCGCGACUCCCACGCCUACAAGGAGCAUGGCCACGUCUCGUUCCGAUCCUCGCUCGACCUGGCUCGAUACACGCUGCAGAGCGAGCUGUCGAAAGGACGGGUCGGCCAUUGUGGCAGCCGGUUCACCCUCACUGCCGUUGUGGUGCAUUAUGGGAACUCGACGAGUGGGCACUUUGUGACGUACCGCAGCAUACCGAGUGGAGGACGGGUUCGCGGCCGCUGGGUUUGCUGCUCCGAUGAUGAAGUCCGCUCUGUGAGUCUCUCUGAGGUUCUCAACUCCCGGGCCUACCUACUUUUCUAUACACGAACGUGAUGUCAUCACCACCACCGUCAUCGUCGUCGUCGUCGCCAUCAGCACUUUCACGACCAACAGCUGCAUUAACCGCACUACCGUCACCAUCACCAUGAUCAUCACUAUCACCACAUUUGCCAUUAUUAUUGCUAUUACCACCACUGUCAUUAUCACCUCCACUGUAUCGUCCACACCACCACAAUCAUGCACCACCAUUGCCAUCAUUACCACCACUUCGUAACACACGCCAUCAUAACUGCAACCACAAUCAUCACAUUCGUCAUCACGAUCAACUCUGCCAUCACUACCAUCAUCACCACAACCAUUGUAGUAUCCAUCUCACCCAUAGCCAUUAUGCUUGAAAUCCAGUGUGUACAUUUUUUUAAUUCAAUUUGAAUAAUAAAACUUGGUGUAUAUG